AUGUUUAAAAAAUCCUAUCAUAGUGCAAUAUCUCUGAUCAUUGUUGCCAUACGUUCAAUAAAAAUUGAAUCUGAACUCAAUUUAGUUAAUCAAAUGAAAUUAAUGAAUGACAAGAAGCAAUUCAACAAGGCGCUCGAAUUAUUCGAUAAGCAUAAGGACAAGAGUAUUGACCGAUCUUCCAAUAUGAUUCUUACACAGAUUUUAAAAGCAUGUGCCGGCAUAGGUGAUCUUCAACGUGGAUCAACAAUUCAUCGUCUCGUUUCAUCUCGACUUGAAAACGAUUCUUAUCUAUUAGCAUCAUUAAUUCAUCUCUACAUGCAGUGUGGUGAAGUAGCUCAAGCUCAAUCCUUAUUUGACGUAUCAACAAAAAAGACAUUAUCAAUUUAUGGAGCUAUGAUGAAAGGUUAUAUUAAAAACAAUCAAGCAGAUAACGUAGUUGAUCUGUUCAAGAGGAUUAAAAAUCCUGAUGAAAUUAUUAUUAUUCUUUUGUUUAAUGCUUGUGCUCAAUUAGGAACAGAUGAGGCAUUAAAUUUAAUAAAACAAGUCGACAAAAAACUCUUACCAAUGUAUGGAGCUAUGAUGAAAGGCUAUAUACAGAAUAGUAUGGAAAACGAAGCUAUUGAACUUUUUAAGAAAUUAAAAACUCCCGGUGAAAUUGCGUUCACUCUUUUUUUUAAUGCUUGUGCCCAAUUAGGGACAGAGGAAGCAUUAAAUUCAAUAAAGCAAGUUUCAUCGAAAAUUGUUCAAUCAUUUCAAUCGAAUUCUCGUCUUUUAACUUCUCUAUUAGAUGGAUUAGUUAAAUGUGGUGGCAUAACAUAUGCUGAAAAUUUAUUUAAUACAUUUAAAAACAAAACAGUUUCAAUGUACAAAGUUAUGAUAAAUGGAUUUCUCAAAGAAAAUAAUUGUUUGAAAGUACUCAGCUUGUUUAAUCAAAUGAAGAUGAAUAACGUUGAAAUAGAUCAUAUCAUUUGGACUUGUAUUAUUAAAUGUUUAUCAGAAAUUGGUGAUGGCGAUUUCUGUCAAUCGAUUGUUGAAAAAAUUCCUGAAUCUUGUUUUGUUGAUAGUCAAAUACAUAAUGCCUUAAUCAAUAUGUGGGGAAAGUGUGGAUGUGUCAAUCGAGCAAAAGAAAUAUUUGAAAAAAUGUCUCAACCGAAUCAAAUUGGAUAUGCAGCAAUGAUUAAUUCUUAUGGCUUAAAUGGAAUGGGCCUUCAAUCAAUUGAACUUUAUUAUCAAAUGCCCAAAGAAUUGAUUAAUGAAGCCACAUAUAUUUGUGUUUUAAACGCAUGUUCACAUUCCGGACUUGUCAACGAAGCUCUUUCAAUAUUCAAAACUAUUGAAAUCAAAACGGAACGAAUAUAUACCAGUAUAAUCGAUUGCCUCAGUCGUGCAUCAUUUUUCAAAGAAGCACAACAAUUAGUAGACGAAUUUGAACGUUCGCACAUACCUGCAUUACCGAUGCAUCUUGCAUUGUUAUCAGGCGCUCGGAAUGCAAAUAAUAGUCACAUGUCGCAACAAAUUUAUGAUCGUGUGGUGAAACUUUUUUCUCAGUCAAACCAUUCAUUAACACCAGCUACAGUUCUUCUUGCUAAUGUUUAUGGAUCAUCUGGUCAUAUUGAUAAAGCGUCAGAUAUUAAAACUCAAUUAUAUCAAUCAGAUACAAAGAAAAGAAUUGGCCUUGCAUGGACUGUCACCAAUGGACAAGUUUAUCAAUUUCGAGCUCAUGAUCGAUCUCAUCCUCGAUCGCACGAAAUCAAAGCGGAGCUUGAAAAAAUAGCCAAUGAGCUUAUUGACCAUGGUCAUGUAUUUGAUGCAAUUCUUUGCGGACAUAGUGAGAAAAUUGCAAUAGCAUGGAAUUUUGUUGUCAAUCCACAUACAUCAAAAAUUCAAGUUACGAAAAAUCUUCAUGUUUGUGGUGAUUGUCAUCGAGCAACUAAAUUAAUAGCUGCCAUUCGUCAAUGUGAAAUUAUUGUUCGUGAUGCAAAUCGUAUUCAUCAUUUCUAUACGAAUGGACAAUGCUCAUGUAAUGAUUAUUUUUGA
Rotaria socialis is the source of this 2037-nucleotide messenger RNA. NCBI's taxonomy places the organism in Eukaryota, Metazoa, Rotifera, Eurotatoria, Philodinida, Philodinidae. The record is from the annotation of a GenBank genome assembly.